Molecule: messenger RNA, 1390 nt
Organism: Canariomyces notabilis
Lineage: Eukaryota; Fungi; Ascomycota; Sordariomycetes; Sordariales; Chaetomiaceae
Exons: 1
Coding region: 258-1154 (298 amino acids)
Biological process (GO): site-specific DNA replication termination at RTS1 barrier; mitotic DNA replication termination
Cellular component (GO): nucleus
Source: RefSeq, a predicted model, not a curated record
AAGCUCGCGCAUGACAGUGCGAUUUGCGCCACAACUUAACACAAGCAGCGACGUUUCUGAGCUAUCUUAUCAACUCUUUUGGUUUGCUCUCCAUCACCCAAAGGUCGCCACUCUGCUUCGUUGAAUAUCCUCUGCUACAACGCAGACGCCAGAUCUUCCGACUCGACACUCGGCAAGAUUAGUCGAGAAACGCGCAUUUCCUUGCCAUUACUCUGGGCAGACUUUCCGAACCUUUCUGGCAACUUUCGCUUUCCGCGAUGGGAAACGACGGGGGCUCGAUCCCUACCCGCCGCGAGCUCGUCAAAUCAGCGGCCCGUACACCGACAGUAAGCGAACUCAAAGCCACCGCGCUCGAGAACCUCAGCCAUGCGUGGGCCCACGAUCCCUUGACAUCAGAACCUCUCGACAUGGAGAAUGUGGUGUCCGACUGGCGCGGCCGUCUCUACAACUACGAGUCGAUACUCCAGGGCCUGAUGCCAAGCGGCGAUGACGCCGACCACAACGGCGCGACAGCAGCCCCGGCGCUCGUGAAUGCGAACGGUGAGUCGCCAGAACUGACAUUCGCGGCAACGGGUAUCAAAUCGCUGCGCGACGUGGUAAAACUCAAGUUCAGACGCUAUGUGCCCCCUGGUACCAAGGACAAGGGCAAGGCGAUCUGGGCCUGCCCCGUGUCGCUCAAAGAGCUAGGCGCCGCCACAAGGGCCGUGUACCUGGUGCCAUGCGGCCACGUCUUUGCCGAGGCAGCCAUAAAGCAGAUCCACGAAGACGUCUGCCCCGAGUGUAGCGAGGUGUUUCAGCGGCGAGACGUCAUCCCUAUCCUCCCGACCGAGAAGAGCGACCUCGAGGCGUUAAGCGCAAGGAUCGCGGAACUCGCGUCCAAGGGGCUAGCUCACAACCUGAAAAAAGACAAGAAUUUGGGGAAGAAGAAGCGAAAGGCAGAUGAGGCGAACGGAAACAGAACGGCCAGGGAACAAGAGUCCAAGGAGCCGCCGCCAGGAGAACAGCAGACGUCAUCAAAAGUACCAUCGAAACCCGAUAUCGCCAGCCGGGUGAGCGGCAUUAACAAUCCCAUGACAGCGUCACUCACCGCAAAAGUGCUUGCUGAGCAAGAAGAGCGGAACAAACGGCGAAAAUUGGCCGCUGCCGCACAAUGAUUUAGACGGCAGUGUACUAAUAGAUGGCGACGUGUGGAUGAGCAUAAAUAUCAUGAUACCAUUCUUCUUCCAGCUUUCAGCAGUGGAAUCGGCUGUACCAAUCCUGCGUUGUGAUGAGGCGGAUAAUACUUGAAGUUGAAUAUCUCGAUUCUCUGAAUUGACAUCAUGCCUCGCUCUAUGCACAGUACAUAAAGUAUAUACCAACCCAUAAUCUUUCUGUUCAAAAAGUGAAAACA